Nicotiana attenuata is the source of this 1752-nucleotide messenger RNA. RefSeq names its product aladin. The transcript has 13 exons. NCBI's taxonomy places the organism in Eukaryota, Viridiplantae, Streptophyta, Magnoliopsida, Solanales, Solanaceae. The coding region runs from base 44 to 1213 and encodes 389 amino acids. Gene Ontology annotation, biological process: nucleocytoplasmic transport. Gene Ontology annotation, cellular component: nuclear pore. The record is from RefSeq and is a predicted model, not a curated record. Gene Ontology annotation, molecular function: protein binding.
GCAGGGAAUUGUAUUCAGUCCCGUUCCUUUUCAAUCAGAAAAUAUGUCGAGUGCACUGAGCCGUGAACAAGGUCCCGACCAGAGGAAGGGUGGUUUACUUUGGGCAGCAUUGCAGGCAGUCUCUACUGGUUCACCAAGCCGCUUUUUUCGCCCGGUUGAUGUAAAAUUGUUACACGAUGUUGAUUUCCAUGGCCUUGGUUGGCACCAGCACAAGCAUAUUUUAGCCUUUAUUUCAGGGUUGCAUCAGGUGACAAUUCAUGACUAUGAAGAUUCUGAAGGAAAGAGUCCCUGUACUUUGAUCAAUGAAUCCCAAAAAGAUGUUAGAAGUCUAGCAUGGCGGCCAAAUGGUGGGAGGUCACUCUAUGUGGCCUGCAAGGGUGGCAUUUGCAUUUGGGCUGCUUCAUAUCCAGGCAAUGCAGCUUCAGUGAGAUCAGGAGUCACAUUGGGCACUCUCUCUAGAGGCUCAGGAACUAAAUGGACUCUUGUGGAUUUUCUUCAAAGUCCUGAACACGAACAAAUUACUGCACUUUCAUGGAGCCCAAAUGGAAGAUAUUUGGCAUCAGCUUCAUUUGAGAGCUCUUCAUUCAUCAUAUGGGAUGUUGCUCAAGGAGUGGGGACGCCUAUUCGACGUGGCUUAGGGGGCAUAUCUUUGUUGAGAUGGUCCCCGUCAGGAGACUAUUUCUUCUCUGCAAAAUUUGAUGGGACAUUCUAUCUCUGGGAGACUAACACAUGGACAUCAGAACCAUGGUCCUCAACAAAUGGCUUUGUCACGGGAGCAGCUUGGGAUCCCGAUGGCAGUAGAAUUAUUGUUGCCUUCUCUGAAUCUUCAACCUUGGGUUCCAUUCACUUUGCAACCAGGCCACCAUCUCUAGAUGCUCAUCUUAUACCUGUUGAUUUGCCAGAGAUACAGACCUUGACUGGCAGUCAAGGAAUUGAUAAGAUGGCAUGGGAUGCUUCAGGAGAGCGUCUAGCCUUAUCUUAUCGAGAUGGGGAUGACUUGUACAGGGGUCUUAUAGCAAUAUUUGAUGUUAGAAGAAGUCCACUGAUUUCAGCGUCUUUGGUUGGGUUCGUUAGGGGUCCUGGAGAUGACCCCAAGCCAAUAGCUUUUUCAUUUCAUGACAAGUUUAAGCAGGGACCAUUGCUUUCUGUGUGUUGGAGCAGUGGAUUUUGCUGCACCUAUCCCCUCAUAUUCCGCUCUUAUGUUCUUCCAUAGUCAAGAUACAGCGAAAUUUUACUAUCAACUGUGACAUGAGGAAAACAGUUUCAUCCAAGAUUUCGAUAAUGCAGAGCUAGAAAUGCUAGAUUGAAGAAUCCGAUUUCAUAAUUCAAGAUGGAUUAUCUUCAACUCCUUAGGAGAUUGCAGGGCAGAGUAUUUGACAAUUAAAUCUUUACCUUCACCAAACAGAAGUUUGGGUUUUAAGUAUGCGUUAUGACUUUAUGUUUCUACAGAGAAGUUCCUACUUUAUAUACCUAAUGUUUGGAGGAUUUAGUAUAUCAGUGGAAUUGGAUGUGCUAAGAGCUGUAGUUUCCUUUUUUGAAGUGUUUACCCUCAAAAUCAUAUAUCACGGUGGGAAUCUUGGCACGUAUUAGUGAGAGACAGAUUAAUUAGCAAAUCAUGAGAUUUCUUACCUUUUAUAGAAUUGUACCUAAAGUAGAUCUCCCCUACUAUAUAAAGGGGGUCAGAUAAUUUGUAAUAGACACGGUAACAUUCACUUAGAAGCAAUAUAUUGUUAUUUUCUCUUUAAAACUCUA